CAAAUGACGUACCAAGUAGACCUUCUGAAGGAGACCAGCUGUUGUCCUUGUGGAAAAGUUUUUGAGAGUUGAAUACACACUCGUAGACAACCUUCAAAACAUGAAGUAAAUUUUUGUACAAUUUACUGCGUAGGAAAGAAUCAUAUAUAAUUAUGGUACAGUGCAGGGAGAGAAGAGACCCACUAUUGCAAACCACACAGAUUAAAUCCUAUUGAUUUUACCUACUCUGUGGUCCAUGAAUGUCACAAAAAAACUGAAGGUUAUUAUAAAGUUCAAAAGAGAAAAAUAACAAAGCCAGUGAAGAUUAUAUCCUCUUAACUGAAAGCAAAUGCCUCAGUUUGACGGGAAAUUCAAGGCUUUCAUCAACGACAGAUGGCUGGUGUUUGUUUGUGCAAUGUGGAUUCAGUCAUGUGCAGGGAUUGGGUACUUGUUUGGGAGUAUAUCACCUGUGAUAAAGAGCACCAUGGGUUACAACCAAAGGCAGAUAGCGAUUUUGGGUGUGGCAAAGGAUUGGGGUGAUGCUAUUGGGUUUGUGGCUGGUAGUUUGUGCGAUGUUUUGCCUACUUGGGGGCUUUUGCUCAUUGGGGCUGUUCAGAACUUUCUUGGGUAUGGCUUGCUUUGGCUUAUUGUCACCCAGAAAUUGCCUAAUAUGCCUCUGUGGGUGCUUUGCGUUUGUUUAUUUGUUGGAACAAAUGGGGAGACAUUCUUCAACACAGCAGCUUUGGUUUCAUGCGUUCAAAACUUCCCCAAAAGCCGCGGUCCUGUUGUGGGAAUACUAAAAGGAUUCGCAGGGCUUAGCGGUGCAAUUUUGACUCAGAUUUAUAUCAUGAUCAAUUCUCCGAAUGAAGGAUCAUUGAUAUUUAUGGUUGCAGUUGGUCCUUCAAUGGUUGUCAUUGCUUUAAUGUUCAUCAUUAGACCUGUGGGAGGUCACAGACAAGUCAGACAAUCUGAUAGUUCCAGCUUCUUAUUUACCUAUAGUAUUUGCCUUGUUCUGGCAGCUUAUAUGCUUGGAGUCUUGCUAGUUGAGGAUUUUGUUAGCUUGGAUCAAACUUUGAUCACAAUAUUAGUAGUGAUUUUAAUAAUUCUCAUACUUCUUCCAAUUUCAAUCCCUGUGACAUUGAUUUUCUUCUCGGAUCAAAGACCUUCAACAGAAGAGAGCCUUCUCUCUGGGCCCUCGCAGAAGCAAGAAUCAGAAAUAUCAGAGCAGGACAAAAAUGAGGUCAUUCUUAGUGAGGUUGAAGACGAGAAGUCUCCAGAAGUAGAUUCACUUCCAGCUUCAGAAAGGCAAAAAAGAAUUGCUCAAUUGCAGGCUAAACUGUUUCAGGCAGCUGCAGAAGGAGCAGUGAGGGUCAAGGGAAGGAAAGGUCCGCGUAGAGGAGAGAAUUUCACCUUGGCACAGGCUUUAGUAAAGGCAGACUUUUGGCUUCUUGUUUUCUCCCUCUUACUGGCUGCUGGAUCUGGUUUGACAAUUAUUGAUAAUCUUGGUCAGAUUACUGAAUCACUUGGGUACAGUGAUUCUAGUAUUUAUGUUUCCAUGAUCAGCAUUUGGAACUUUCUUGGCCGUGUUGGUGGUGGAUACUUCUCUGAGAUCAUAGUAAGAGAUUAUGCCUAUCCAAGGCCCGUGGCCCUGGCUGCAUUUCAGUUUAUCAUGGCAUUUGGACUGUUAUACUAUGCAAUUUCAUGGCCAGGACAAAUUUAUGUAGUCACUGUCUUGUUAGGACUUGGAUAUGGUGCCCACUGGGCAAUUUUACCUGCUGCUGCUUCAGAGCUAUUUGGCUUGAAAAGUUUUGGGGCCUUGUAUAAUUUCCUAACAAUGGCAAAUCCUGCUGGUUCUUUAAUAUUCUCAGAAGUCAUUGCUAGUGCCAUAUAUGACUAUUAUGCAGAGAAACAAGCCUCCCUGCGACAGCAAUAUUCGACAUCAAUGCUUACAAUGAAGCCUUUUCACAAGGACACUACACUCACUUGUGUGGGAUCUAUAUGCUACUCCCUCACUUGUGGAAUCUUAUCAGGACUAUGUAUUGUUGCAAGUGUGCUAAGUUUAGUUGUUGUUCAUCGGACAAAGAGGGUUUAUGCCCAACUCUAUGGAAAGUCUCGCAAUUGAUUGAAAAUACUUCAGCAGAUGGAGAUUAUCUACUUUGAGCACAAGGAUGAAAAGGGUUUCUUUUUCGUCUUUGAAAUACAUCUGAAGUCUGUCAGUGGAAAGGAGAGCUGAAUUAGACAUUUCUGCCUAUAUUACCUUGCACAGAUGAAUUAUUAUUCAAUUGAUUAUACGAAAACCAAGUUGUCUGAAGGUUUUCUACACUAAAUCUUAACAGAGACUUUUUUUUCUUUUGUUGUUGUUGGCAUUAUGUUUUCCCCUUGGCCAUUACAUUUUCAAUAAGAAAUGAAGUUUAUCUGAUUCAUUUUA
Molecule: messenger RNA, 2407 nt
Organism: Ziziphus jujuba (common jujube)
Lineage: Eukaryota; Viridiplantae; Streptophyta; Magnoliopsida; Rosales; Rhamnaceae
Product: protein NUCLEAR FUSION DEFECTIVE 4
Exons: 3
Coding region: 329-2101 (590 amino acids)
Cellular component (GO): membrane
Source: RefSeq, a predicted model, not a curated record